Messenger RNA from Pantherophis guttatus, 1425 nucleotides. Lineage: Eukaryota; Metazoa; Chordata; Lepidosauria; Squamata; Colubridae. The record is from RefSeq and is a predicted model, not a curated record.
UUGGAAAAGGCAAGGUCUGUAUUUCCUUCUCUUUUUCUCAUUCUCUAAAGUAAUGUGCACUUCAAUUUUUUUCUCUAUUCCGGAAGAAAAGAAAAGGGGAUUUCUAGUGUGUUUAAAGAUUUAAAACUGAAAACAGGGGAGCUCAUAACACGCAAAGCACAUCUAGUUUCUGAUGACUCUAAGGAAUAUUUCCACCUUGACAUUCCUACUGGAAAUCUGUUGAUUGGUAAUAAAAUAGACAGAGAAGCUUUAUGUGGCCAGAAUGACCCUUGUUUACUUUUAACUCAAAUUGUACUAGAAAAUCCCUUAGACAUUUUAAAUAUUGAAAUCAAGAUAGAAGAUGUGAAUGACAAUAUACCCAAAUUUUGGAAAACCGAAAUGGAGGUGAACAUUCCAGAGAAUAUUCCUAAAAGUACAACAUUCCACUUGGAAUCUGCUGAAGAUGAGGAUCUGGGAGAAAAUAGCAUUCAAAACUAUUCUCUCAGUCCUAAUGAGCAUUUUCAGCUUCAAGUACAUAAACAGGAAGAUGGAAGUAACAAUAUGUAUCUUACUUUUAAAAAAGCAUUAGAUAUGGAGAAGAUGCCUCAUCUUGGACUGACUCUAAUGGCUAUUGAUGGCGGUAUACCACAGAAAAUAGGCACAAUGCAAAUUAAUAUCAAUGUUUUAGAUAUUAAUGAUAACUUCCCUCAGUUUAGCAAGUCUGAAUAUAAGGUAAAAAUAAAGGAAAACAUUUUUGAGGGAACUAUGGUGACUAAAGUGGAAGCUACAGAUCUUGAUUUUGGUUCAAAUGCACAGAUACUUUAUUUAUUUUAUCAAGUGCCUGAAAGAAUAAACAAUUUGUUUCUUUUAAAUGAAAAAAAUGGAGAAAUCACUGUUUGGGGUCAAAUUGAUUAUGAAAAAGAAAAGACUUAUAGCAUGAACAUCAAAGCAACAGAUGGAGGGGGUCUUUCGGGGCACUGCAAGGUACUGAUAGAGGUUGAAGAUGAGAAUGACAACUCUCCAGAAGUAUCCAUCAUAUCUCUGAUCAGCACUUUAAAGGAGGACUCUCCGCCAGACACAAUGGUGGCCCUCUUCAGUGUGAGAGACCAAGAUUCUGGAGACAACAGCAAAAUGGUCUGCUCGGUGCAGAUGAAUCUCCCUUUUGUGCUGAAAGUCACCAUGAACAACUUUUAUCAGCUUGUGCUCCAAAGUCCCCUAGACAGAGAGAUGGUCACUGGAUACAACAUCACCAUCACUGCCAUUGACUGGGAAUCUCCUAGGCUCACUUCAACAAGACUGAUUAAGGUUCAGAUCUCCGAUGUCAAUGAUAACUCUCCCCUUUUUGAAAAGUCCAAAGAGGAGGCUGGGGUGCAUGUCACCAUCGACACCCCUGCAGCCUAUACCAUGUCUGACAAGUGGCUGUCCAGUGUCUUCAGUCCCACAUAG